AACGAGUGAUUGUGAAUAUAGUUAUUAUGAAAACGAUAUUUUUAUAUGUUUUUGCUGUACUGGCAUCAUCUGAAUCAAAAAAAUUGAUAGAGAGAAAACGACGGGGAUCAUUAAGGACGACAUUAUCUCCAACUACUCAUCUACAAAUUGCGGGGAUAGACAAUUUCGAUUUACAAAAUAGUGACUUAUAUGCUAGAGAAAGCGUAGACGUAGGAGGUACAUAUCAAAUUCUAACAAACUCUUUGGAAAAACCAGUACAAGAAUCUCAAGAAUACAUUCCUCCUCAGUCAAUUGCAGUAGCAAUUAUACCCAGUUAUCCACCUCCAGCGACACCCGUUAAUGCAGCUGCUUCUAACGUACCUGGAAAUGGAAACGCUGUAUUUUUAGGAUCAGGAUCUAUAGGAGUCGUUCACUUAGGAGGUGGUGCGUAUGUCCUUGGAUCUGGAGGUCUUGGUUAUUCUGAGAAAAGAAGAAAUCCACGCCCGUCAAUAAGAUCAUCUACUUUACCACCGAUUCGAGCACAUCCAAAUCUACUACCUGCCGCUGUCAAUUCCCAGCGAACUUCGCAGCAAACACCAAUUUUUAGUUAUACUUAUCCAACAGGUCAGCAGUUUCCUAUCGACGCUAACGGUUACGAAUAUCUGACACCAAACAAAGUCGGAUUUGGUGAUCCUCUACCACCGAGACCACUAAAAGUAACGAACACUUACGCUGUUCCUACUUCGUUGCAAAGCAGUCAGUUCAUCUCUCCAACCACUCAAUAUUCGCCACCCCAAACUAUAACUCCAAUGGAGGAUAACCAAAACAGUUCACCAGUUUAUCCAAAACGAGUUUCUAAUGUUUACCAACCGUCAUAUUUGAAAUAAAUUAAGGCUGAAAGAAAAACAUUGUGAUUUUAAUAUUUGUAGUGUUAUAGAGAAAAUUAAAGUUUCUUCUUGAAGUUCUUGAUGUUAAAACA
Diorhabda carinulata is the source of this 958-nucleotide messenger RNA. RefSeq lists its product as uncharacterized. NCBI's taxonomy places the organism in Eukaryota, Metazoa, Arthropoda, Insecta, Coleoptera, Chrysomelidae. The record is from RefSeq and is a predicted model, not a curated record. The transcript is spliced from 5 exons. The coding region runs from base 27 to 866 and encodes 279 amino acids.